Messenger RNA from Oryza sativa Japonica Group (Japanese rice), 1522 nucleotides. RefSeq names its product xyloglucan endotransglucosylase protein 7. Gene Ontology annotation, cellular component: apoplast; cell wall. The record is from RefSeq and is a predicted model, not a curated record. NCBI's taxonomy places the organism in Eukaryota, Viridiplantae, Streptophyta, Magnoliopsida, Poales, Poaceae. Gene Ontology annotation, molecular function: hydrolase activity, hydrolyzing O-glycosyl compounds; xyloglucan:xyloglucosyl transferase activity. Gene Ontology annotation, biological process: xyloglucan metabolic process; cell wall biogenesis.
UGUACUAGCACUAGCUAACAGGACGAGGGAUUGGAUUCCAAGGGUAGACUUGGUUUCCCCUCGUCUCGGCCAGCCUGACAUUCGAUUCCUCACUUGCCUUGCCGCCCUCAUUUUCCUCACCACCUUCGUCUCCAAUCUCAUUCCAUUACCUCUGCUAUAUAUACACACAAACCGCUGACCCUUCUACCGUGGAAACAACAAGCAGCCACACACUUCAAACUAAGAUCCUAGCCCGGCUAGCUGCAGGGCUAGCUAGCUAGAAGCAGGCAGGCAUCGAUGGCGCCAAUGCCGCUUGCUUCUAGCUCCUCAAAGCUAUGCAGCUUGCUGAUCCUGUGCCUAGCCUUCCUCGCGGCCGUGGACCGGAGCACGGCGGGCAUCUUCGAUGAGAUCGAGCUCAUCUGGGGCGCGAGCCGCACCUACUUCUUCAUGGAUGGCGACUCCGAGGCGCUGGCGCUCUCCCUCGACCAGUCGCAGGGCUCCUGCUUCCGCUCCAGGGAGAAGUACCUCUACGUCCAGAUCGACGUCGAGAUCAAGCUCAUCGAGGGAGACUCCGCCGGCACCGUCUGCACAAUCUACACGAUCUCGGAGGGGCCGUGGGAGAUUCACGACGAGAUCGACCUGGAGUUCCUCGGCAACGUCACCGGCGAGCCAUACACGCUCCACACCAACAUCUUCGCCAACGGCGUCGGCGGCCGCGAGCAGCAGUUCCGCCUCUGGUUCGACCCCACCGCCGACUACCACACCUACUCCAUCGUCUGGAACCCCAAGCGCAUCCUGAUACUGGUGGACGGGAAGGCGAUCAGGGACUUCAAGAACAACGAGGACCAGGGCGUGCCGUUCCCGACGUGGCAGUCGAUGCGGACGUUCGGGAGCCUGUGGAGCGCGGAGGACUGGGCGACGCAGGGGGGCCGGGUCAAGACCGACUGGAAGCAGGCGCCGUUCGUCACCUACUACCGCAACUACAACGUCACCUGGUGCCGCCCGUCCCCCGGCGUGGCGUGGUGCGGCGACGAGCCCAAGGACUCGACGCGCUUCGACCUGGACGCCAAUACGCUCUCCGACCUGCAGUGGGUGCGCUCCAACUCCAUGAUCUACAACUACUGCGACGACAGUGUCAGGUUCAACGCCACCACCCUCCCCAAGGAGUGCACGCUGCAAUGAGAAGAAGAUCGAAUUGAUCGAGGGGAUCGAUCGAUUGCAUGCUGAUUCAUCAUUCGUUAUUCUUGUACAUCUGAAGAGAGACAGACAGGUAAAAUUUUGAUUCUUUCGAUCGUCAGGCCUGUGGUCGAUUUGGGCCGCUCCUUUUUUUUCUUUUCUGGAGCAGAUGUACCGCGAUAUGCGAAAUUUAUCUGACGACAUACAGAGCAGUUCUUGCGUUAAAAUUCGUUAUGACAAACAAAACUAAAACAGCCAACCCAUUUUUAUUCCAUGGUUAUAUAUGUUGGGACUUCGUUAAUCCGCUUAUUAUUGUUCUUGGUGUCAUGUACCAUGUGCCAUAUGAAUUUGAGGAGAUUUACGAUCA